AUGGGCGCGACGCUGCCGCCUUGCCGAGCUCAGCUGCUGCCACGCUUCCGACUCUACCAGGCCACACCGCGCGUCGCGCCGGCUACCGCCGAGCCAUACUUGCCAACACCCCAGGUCAUCGAACAUAGGGACCCAGACCCCAAUCGGAUGCAGAUGCCGCAGGGGAACCCACUGCUGCUGUCCCUCACCCUGCAGGAGCUGCUGGCCAGGGACACUGUGCAGGUGGAGCUCAUCCCGGAGAAGAAGGGCCUCUUCCUGAAGCAUGUGGAAUAUGAGGUUUCCAGCCAGCGCUUCAAGUCCUCUGUGUAUAGACGGUACAAUGACUUUGUGGUCUUCCACGAAGCGCUCCUGCACAAGUUCCCGUAUCGCAUGGUGCCAGCCCUUCCACCCAAGAGAAUGCUGGGAGCUGACAGGGAAUUCAUCGAAGCCAGAAGGAGAGCCCUGAAGCGCUUCAUUAACCUGGUGGCCCGGCACCCCCCGUUCUCUGAGGAUGUCAUCCUCAAGCUGUUCCUCUCAUUCAGUGGUUCCGAUGUGCAGAACAAGUUAAAGGAAUCAGCUCAGUGUGUUGGAGAUGAAUUCAUGAAUUGUAAACUGGCUACCAGGGCCAAGGACUUCCUCCCAGCUGACAUCCAGACUCAAUUUGCUGUUAGCCGGGAGCUGAUUCGAAAUAUCUACAAUAGCUUUUAUAAGCUUCGUGAUAGAGCUGAACGGAUUGCAUCGAGGGCCAUCGACAAUGCUGCGGAUCUUCUUAUAUUUGGGAAGGAGUUAAGUGCUUUAGGUUCUGACACAACCCCCCUGCCCUCCUGGGCCACUCUGAACAGCAGCACGUGGGGGUCCCUUAAGCAGGCUCUGAAAGGCCUGUCUGUGGAGUUUGCACUGCUCGCCGACAAGGCUGCACAACAGGGAAAACAGGAAGAGAAUGAUGUGGUGGAGAAAUUGAACCUUUUCUUGGAUUUGCUCCAGUCCUAUAAAGACCUGUGCGAACGGCAUGAGAAGGGUGUGCUGCACAAGCACCAGCGGGCCCUGCACAAGUACAGCCUGAUGAAGAGGCAGAUGAUGAGUGCUGCCGUGCAGAACCGCGAGCCUGAGUCCGUGGAGCAGCUGGAGUCCCGCAUCGUGGAGCAAGAGAAUGCAAUUCAGACGAUGGAGCUGCGUAACUACUUCUCCCUAUACUGCCUGCACCAGGAGACACAGCUCAUCCACGUCUACCUGCCCCUCACCUCCCAUAUCCUUGGGGCCUUCGUGAACUCUCAGAUCCAAGGGCACAAGGAGAUGAGCAAGGUGUGGAAUGAGUUGAAGCCCAAGCUAAGCUGCCUCUUCGCUGGACCACACAGUGUGCUGACCCCGCCUCGGUCCCCGCAGGAGGAUGGCGUGUAUCCUCACUAGUGCCUGAGGCCCGAGGCAAGAGCUCCCUGCGGCCUCACUAAAACUUCUUUCCAAA
Messenger RNA from Galeopterus variegatus (Sunda flying lemur), 1441 nucleotides. It is a transcript of the gene SNX8, whose product is annotated as sorting nexin 8. Gene Ontology annotation, molecular function: phosphatidylinositol binding. The transcript is spliced from 11 exons. Gene Ontology annotation, biological process: retrograde transport, endosome to Golgi. Bases 1 to 1386 code for a protein of 461 amino acids. Lineage: Eukaryota; Metazoa; Chordata; Mammalia; Dermoptera; Cynocephalidae. The record is from RefSeq and is a predicted model, not a curated record.